AUGAAUCAAUUUGUCGAACUGAUUUAUGUCAGUCUUUACGAACUUGCUGAUCUGUUAAGUAUUAUGCGACAGUAUUUGACUCCUGAAUGGCUGUAUACGGAAGAAAUGAACACAACAAAAUUCCACAGUGUCCCAAAGAUCGUCCCAUUGCGUCUGCCUACGGAAGAACUGAACACGACAUCAUCACACAUGACUUCAGAAGAUUAUCACGUAAAAAUGGAAUCGGCUUUCCAGAGAUUUUGGUCAAAUAACACGAUUGGUUCGCUACCAAAAACCUACAAGUUU
Molecule: messenger RNA, 285 nt
Organism: Mesorhabditis belari
Lineage: Eukaryota; Metazoa; Nematoda; Chromadorea; Rhabditida; Rhabditidae
Source: the annotation of a GenBank genome assembly